AUGGCGGCGCGGCGGUGCGCGGGCGGCGCGGCCGCUUUAGCCGAGGCGCCGGGCUGCGGCGCGGCGGUGGAGCCGGCCCGGGAGCUGUUCGAGGCCUGCAGGAACGGGGACGUGGAGCGGGUCAAGCGGCUGGUGCGGCCCGAGAACGUGAACAGCCGCGACACGGCGGGCAGGAAGUCCAGCCCGCUGCACUUCGCCGCAGGUUUUGGUCGGAAGGAUGUAGUGGAAUACUUACUGCAGAGUGGUGCCAAUGUCCACGCACGAGAUGAUGGAGGCCUUAUCCCACUUCACAAUGCUUGCUCUUUUGGUCACGCCGAAGUUGUCAAUCUCCUCCUGCGGCACGGUGCAGAUCCUAAUGCUCGGGACAAUUGGAAUUACACUCCCCUUCAUGAAGCAGCCAUUAAGGGCAAAACAGAUGUCUGCAUUGUAUUGCUGCAGCAUGGUGCUGAACCAACCAUCCGGAACACAGAUGGAAGAACAGCUUUGGAUUUAGCAGACCCAUCUGCAAAAGCAGUGCUGACUGGUGAAUACAAGAAAGAUGAGCUCUUAGAAAGUGCCAGGAGUGGAAAUGAAGAAAAGAUGAUGUCUCUCCUUACACCAUUGAAUGUUAACUGUCAUGCAAGUGAUGGCAGAAAGUCUACUCCUCUACAUUUAGCAGCUGGGUAUAACCGUGUAAAAAUAGUACAGCUCUUACUCCAGCAUGGGGCUGAUGUGCACGCUAAGGAUAAGGGAGAUUUGGUGCCACUUCACAAUGCCUGUUCCUAUGGUCAUUAUGAAGUAACAGAGCUUCUAGUAAAGCAUGGAGCAUGUGUGAAUGCAAUGGAUCUGUGGCAGUUCACUCCUCUGCAUGAAGCAGCUUCUAAGAACAGGGUGGAAGUAUGCUCUCUUCUGUUAAGUUAUGGUGCUGACCCAACACUGUUGAACUGUCACAACAAAAGCACCAUUGAUUUGGCUCCAACGCCCCAGUUAAAAGAACGAUUAGCAUAUGAAUUCAAAGGUCACUCACUGCUACAAGCUGCAAGAGAAUCAGAUGUUGCUCGUAUAAAGAAACAUCUUUCUUUGGAGACAGUUAACUUCAAGCAUCCUCAAACACAUGAGACAGCACUGCACUGUGCUGCUGCAUCUCCAUAUCCUAAGAGAAAACAAGUAUGUGAAUUGCUGCUGAGGAAAGGAGCUAACAUUAAUGAAAAGACAAAAGACUUCUUGACUCCUCUGCAUGUGGCAUCAGAAAAAGCUCAUAAUGAUGUUGUUGAAGUAGUUGUGAAACAUGAAGCUAAGGUUAAUGCAUUGGAUAACCUUGGCCAGACCUCUCUUCAUAGAGCAGCACAUUGUGGUCACCUCCAGACUUGUAGGUUGUUGUUGAGUUCUGGAUGUGAUCCUUCCAUUGUGUCUCUGCAGGGCUUUACAGCCUUACAAAUGGGGAAUGAAAGUGUGCAACAACUACUACAAGAAGGUAUCCCUCUAGGUAAUUCAGAUGCAGAUCGACAGUUGUUGGAGGCUGCAAAGGCUGGUGAUGUAGAUACUGUUAAAAAACUGUGUACAGUUCAAAGUGUGAACUGCAGAGAUAUCGAAGGGCGUCAGUCUACACCACUUCAUUUUGCAGCUGGAUACAACAGGGUGUCUGUUGUUGAAUAUCUUCUUCAGCAUGGAGCUGAUGUGCAUGCAAAAGAUAAGGGAGGACUUGUUCCUUUACAUAAUGCUUGCUCGUAUGGUCACUAUGAGGUUGCAGAGCUGCUUGUUAAACAUGGUGCAGUUGUCAAUGUAGCUGACUUGUGGAAAUUUACUCCCUUACAUGAAGCUGCAGCAAAAGGAAAAUACGAGAUUUGCAAACUGCUAUUGCAGCAUGGAGCUGACCCCACAAAGAAGAACAGAGAUGGAAAUACUCCUUUAGACCUUGUUAAAGAUGGCGAUACUGAUAUUCAAGACCUACUUAGAGGAGAUGCAGCUCUACUAGAUGCUGCUAAGAAAGGUUGUUUGGCCCGGGUUAAAAAGCUCUGUUCACCUGACAAUGUCAACUGUCGGGACACACAAGGACGGCAUUCAACACCACUGCAUUUAGCAGCUGGUUACAACAAUUUGGAGGUUGCAGAGUACCUGCUACAGCAUGGAGCAGAUGUGAAUGCUCAGGAUAAAGGAGGUUUGAUUCCUCUGCAUAAUGCUGCAUCUUAUGGGCAUGUAGAUGUGGCAGCUUUGCUUAUAAAGUAUAACGCGUGUGUGAAUGCUACAGACAAAUGGGCUUUCACACCUUUGCAUGAAGCAGCCCAGAAAGGAAGGACACAGCUUUGUGCCUUGUUGCUGGCACAUGGGGCUGAUCCUACUCUGAAAAACCAGGAAGGACAAACAGCUUUAGACCUGGUCACUGCGGAUGAUGUCAGCGCACUAUUGACAGCAGCAAUGCCUCCUUCUGCCUUACCAUCUUGCUACAAACCUCAGGUUAUAAGUGUAUCUCAGACAGCAGGUUCUACAGCUGAUCCCCUGUCAUCUGUUCCAUCCAGUCCAUCCAGUCUAUCUGCUGCAAGUAGUCUUGACAAUUUGUCUGGUAGUUUUUCUGAACUUCCAUCAGUUGUUGGUACAAACAGUGCAGAGGGAGCUACUGUUCUGGAGAAGAAAGAAGUCUCAGGUGUAGAUUUCAGCAUAAAUCAGUUUGUGCGGAACCUUGGCCUUGAACAUCUAAUCGACAUAUUUGAGAGAGAACAGAUAACACUUGAUGUGUUGGUUGAAAUGGGGCACAAAGAAUUGAAGGAAAUUGGAAUUAAUGCUUACGGCCAUAGGCACAAAAUCAUUAAAGGAGUUGAAAGGCUGAUUUCUGGACAGCAAGGACUUAACCCAUACCUGACUCUAAACACCUCCAGUAGUGGAACUCUUCUCAUAGAUCUUUCCUCUGAAGAUAAGGAGUUUCAGUCAGUAGAAGAGGAGAUGCAGAGUACUGUCCGAGAGCACAGAGAUGGAGGACAUGCUGGGGGAGUCUUCAAUAGAUACAACAUUUUAAAGAUUCAGAAAGUCUGCAAUAAAAAGCUGUGGGAAAGAUACACUCAUAGGAGGAAAGAAGUCUCUGAAGAGAAUCAUAACCAUGCUAAUGAAAGGAUGCUGUUUCAUGGCUCCCCAUUUGUGAAUGCAAUCAUUCACAAAGGCUUUGAUGAAAGACAUGCUUAUAUAGGUGGCAUGUUUGGAGCUGGGAUUUAUUUUGCUGAAAAUUCUUCCAAAAGCAAUCAAUAUGUGUAUGGGAUUGGAGGUGGCACUGGAUGUCCAAUUCACAAAGACAGAUCCUGUUAUGUUUGCCAUAGGCAGUUGCUGUUUUGUCGUGUAACGCUGGGCAAGUCUUUCCUGCAGUUCAGCGCUAUGAAAAUGGCCCAUUCUCCCCCUGGACAUCACUCAGUUACUGGGCGACCCAGUGUAAAUGGACUGGCAUUGGCAGAAUAUGUCAUUUACAGAGGGGAGCAGGCUUAUCCAGAAUACUUGAUUACUUACCAGAUCAUGAAACCUGAAGCCACCACUGAAGCUUAAGACAAAUUACAUGUGAGAAACCAUCAGACUUGGAUGUGAAGAUACCAGUGGCUGCCAUCCUGUUAACUGCAAUGAGUUGUUGGAAAAAAAAAAAAAAAAGAUCUUCCAUCCACAGGUGGUGUGGUAGCAAAUGUGAAUAAAAUCUGCCGUUUUUGACUUGA
Messenger RNA from Phasianus colchicus (ring-necked pheasant), 3665 nucleotides. It is a transcript of the gene TNKS2, whose product is annotated as tankyrase 2. Lineage: Eukaryota; Metazoa; Chordata; Aves; Galliformes; Phasianidae. Gene Ontology annotation, molecular function: protein binding; NAD+ poly-ADP-ribosyltransferase activity. The record is from RefSeq and is a predicted model, not a curated record.